AUGAAGAACGUUGUACGGUCUGCCCUGACCAUCUUGGCCGUGGCCUCUGUGGUCGCAGCGCAAGAUGCCAAUGUCACGGCAUCGCUGACACCGGCAGCAACCACCGUCUCACCAUCGGCUACUCUCUUCCCAGCAGAAACAGUCCAACUGACCGACGGGGUCCUCGCCGAUGUGGCUGACACCAUUCAGAAUGACACCGUCUCCAGCCUGUUCACCUUUGCCAGCACCAACUCCUCUUCCGUAUCGAAGAGAAGCUUGCACCAGUGCAAGGUAAUGCCUGGAGAUCGCGCCUGGCCGAGCGACCUGAUCUGGGACAUCUUCAAUCUCCUCCUCGGAAGGCGUCUGGUGAAGACGACACCGCUGGCCGCAUACUGUUACCCUGACUGGCCCGAGUAUGAUGCGCAAAAGUGUGCCACCGUCACGGCAGAAUGGACCAGUUCUAAUCUCCACAUGGCCGAUCCGGCUUCCAUCAUGUUGCCCCUGUACGAAGGCCGCACAUGCAUGCCCCCCGGCUACAACUACACGAACACCUGUGAGAUUGGUGGGUAUCCGACCUACGUCGUCAAUGCCACCAACGUGGCUCAGAUCCAGCUGGCUGUCAACUUCGCCCGGAAUCUCCACCUGCGCUUGGUUGUCAAGAACACCGGCCAUGACUUCAACGGCAAGGCGGCCGGUAAGGGUGCUCUAUCGAUCUGGACGCAUUGGCUGAAGGACAAGGCCUUCUACUCGCACUACAAGGCCACUAAUGGCUACGUCGGCCCAGCCAUCAAGUUCGGCUCUGGUGUGCAGGUGUGGGAGGCGUAUGAAUAUGCCAAGGCCAACGGUGUUACUGUUGUUGGUGGCGAAGCCGUCACCGUUGGUCUGGGAGGGGGUUAUACCGCCGGCGGUGGUCAUUCGCCCUUGAGCAGUCUGUACGGCAUGGCCGCGGACCAGGUUCUUGCGAUGGAGGUGGUCCUUGCCGAUGGCCGUUUCAUCACGGCCACAUCCACACAGAACUCGGACAUCUUCUGGAUGCUCCGUGGUGGUGGCGGCAGCACCAUCGGCGUCGUCACUUCGUUGACAGUCAAGGCAUACCCCAAGCUGCCAACAACGACCGUUACCUUCAAUUUCACCAUCAAGGACGCCCCUAGCGCCGACGCCUUUUGGAAGGGCGUCGAGUCCUACAUUGACAACUUCGAGGCCUUUGUCGAUGCGGGUACCUACGGCUACUACUACCUCGGCGCGUCCGCGUUCGAGAUUGGUACCGAUUAUGCCGGGUCGACCGAUUACUAUUUCCGCAUGGAGUCGUUUGUGGCUCCCAACAUGACGAUCGACGAGACAAAGGCCCUGCUGGCUCCCUGGUUCGAUGUGCUAGACGGUCAAAACAUCACCUACACUCCUUGGUACAACUACGCCGACAACUUCUAUGACGUCUGGGAGGUGGCCUUCCCUCAGGAAUACGUUGGAACUGCCCUGGUCAAGACGGCCUCCCGUCUGAUGCCCCGAAGCGGCCUCUUCAUCGCUGGCUUCCACAUCAGUGGCACCGGCAAAGCCGUCACCCCUCCCACCGACACCUCCGUCCUCCCAGCCUGGCGCGAUGCCCUCGCACACGUCAUCGUCGGUGCCGAAUGGACGUCCGACGCCAGCUGGGCCACGGUAAAGAACUCGUCUCUGUUCGUGACGAGCUGGAUGGACGUCCUGCGCGACAUUGCGCCCGACUCGGGCGCAUACAUGAGCGAGGCAGACCUGCUCGAGCCGAACCUGCAACAGGCGUUCUACGGCGCCAACUACAACCGACUCUACAGCCUCAAGCAGCGGUAUGAUCCGUGGGGAUUGUUCUUUGCGCUGACAGCCGUUGGCGCGGAGGAUUGGGAGGUCCAGGUCACGGAUCCAGUGCCCUACUCGUGGAAUAAUAAUGGACGCUUGUGUCCUGUUUCCUCUUGA
Aspergillus thermomutatus is the source of this 1923-nucleotide messenger RNA. Its product is annotated as FAD-binding oxidoreductase. Gene Ontology annotation, molecular function: oxidoreductase activity; FAD binding. The coding region runs from base 1 to 1923 and encodes 640 amino acids. The transcript is spliced from 5 exons. Lineage: Eukaryota; Fungi; Ascomycota; Eurotiomycetes; Eurotiales; Aspergillaceae. The record is from RefSeq and is a predicted model, not a curated record.